This is a messenger RNA of Pleuronectes platessa (European plaice), 1552 nucleotides long. Its product is annotated as regulator of G-protein signaling 21. The coding region runs from base 504 to 1175 and encodes 223 amino acids. The transcript is spliced from 4 exons. NCBI's taxonomy places the organism in Eukaryota, Metazoa, Chordata, Actinopteri, Pleuronectiformes, Pleuronectidae. The record is from RefSeq and is a predicted model, not a curated record.
AGAGACAUGCAGAUCGGGGUUAGGUUAGACUCUAAAUUGUGAAUUGUUGUUUCUGUAUGAUGGCCAUGUGAUGAGAGGUGACCUGUCCGGCACCUGCCUUAACCCUCAAAGGAUAAAGCGACAGCUUUAAUAUAAUGGAUGCAUGGAUGAUUAUUAACAAAUCAGGGUCAAUAAGGUACACUGCAGCCAUGCAAAUGUCAGGAGAACAAGCCUUUUCCUUAAUAGUGAAUUUGUUUGUAGCUAUUUGUUUAUGGUGAGGAUAUUUCCUGGAUAUGACACGUCGUUUUCUACCACAGAAGCACAAUCUGCUUCCAGCGUCCCAACUAUAAUUUAUAUUCCUCACUGCUGGGCUGAAUAAUAAUAAAGUCACGAAGAAAUAAAGUGGAUUUUUAGGAUUAUCAGUGGUUUGGAUAUAUCACGAUUAGAUCCACCAAUUUAUUCUUCAGGUUAAUCUUCCACCUUGUGUUGUCACACCCACGUUAGUCGUGACCACUGCUUAGGAGAUGAGGUCAGCUUUAAUCACAGCCGAGCUCUCCGGUGUGACAGACACUGAAGGGUGCCCCGUCUUCCCCAGAAACAACAACACUUUGCAUACAGAUUUCCAUAUAUUCCAUCCAUGUGUGUGGGGGGGGUCAUUUAGAUUUGUACAGUCACUUGACUCCCUCAUUUCCAAACAAUCACAACCCCAUCUUCCGACUAGCAGGAUCUUAUCUCUGUCUCCCUUCGUAGAGGACGAGGAGAUGGCGAUAAAAUUGUGCUGCUUUCCCAAGGAUCCGCUGGAGGAUGUUGAGACCUGGAGUGAGUCGGUGGACAAAGUCCUCAGUUGUAAAGCCGGACAGAUAGCUUUGCGGGAGUUCCUGAAGUCGGAGUACAGCGAGGAGAACAUACUGUUUUGGAUCGCCUGUGAGGAGUACAAGAAAAUCAAGACCGUCCCAGAGAUGAUCUCGUCUGCAAACAGGAUCUACUCAGAGUUUGUCCAAACAGAAGCCCCCCGACAGAUCAACAUCGAUUGCAGUACCAGAGAAAACAUAACGAAGAACAUCUCCAAGCCGACCCUGAAUUCCUUCGACACGGCGCAGAAGCUCAUCUACAGCCUGAUGGCCAGGGAUUGUUACCCCCGCUUCCUAAAAUCUGAUCUUUAUCAAGGACUCCUGAGGAGAGCUGAUUCAAGGUGACUGUUUUCACAAAAGAAUAUGACGGCCUGACAGCGAGAAUCAUCUCCGACUCUGAUCUGCUGCGGCGCUCUUUCAUUUCAGUGUGGAUAAUGGGUUUCUGCCAUACAAUCCAGGCCCUAAUGUGUAGCAGAGCUAUCUUUCCCCUUACCUGUGUGAUUCAGUAGACAGUUAAAGCUCAAGAGACUCUGAGGCUUGUAUUAUACUUUAUCUCUUUAAUUAUGUUAAGGUUAAAAAACAAUCUUUAAAGAUGUCGAGCACAUAAUUCUUCUCUGAUUAUCUGUUUUCUCUCCGUGAAGUUAGAAAUGAAAAAGAAUUUCCUUAUUGUAAAGUAUUAUCAACGCUUUAUCUAAUUGAUUAUGCAAAUCUACAUUAUCAUA